Molecule: messenger RNA, 1817 nt
Organism: Rhododendron vialii
Lineage: Eukaryota; Viridiplantae; Streptophyta; Magnoliopsida; Ericales; Ericaceae
Product: early nodule-specific protein 2-like
Exons: 21
Coding region: 122-1657 (511 amino acids)
Biological process (GO): mRNA cis splicing, via spliceosome
Cellular component (GO): U2-type prespliceosome; U1 snRNP
Molecular function (GO): protein binding; RNA binding
Source: RefSeq, a predicted model, not a curated record
CAAACCAAGUACAGCAUUUCUUUCCUGGCUUCAUACUCUCGAGGGUUUUCUGUGUAAUCAGCUAACCGCCCAAAUCGUGAAUAGAGCAGUCUCACAUAGUUCUAGCAGCUUAUGUGCAAGGAUGGACAAUAAUCCUCAGUCUUCUGGUUCCCAGGAUGCGACCGUAAAUGUUCAACGAGACUUUCGAGAAGCAUUUGACUAUGAUGAAGCACCAGAAGAAAUCCGUCAGUGGUUGUUGACUCAACAAGAACAGUCUAUGAUGCCAACGCAGCAAGGGCAGCCGUCUAUGCCUACAUCUUCAGCUUCUCAUGUCUGGAUCCCUCCUAAUCAAAGUCAACCACUGCAAUAUUCUCAGCCACACUCAUAUACACAAGGGCAGCCUUCUACGCCUACAUCUUCAGCUUCUCAUGUCUGGAUCCCUCCUAAUCAAAGUCAACCACUGCAAUAUUCUCAGCCACACUCAUAUACAUCUAUGAUGCCAAUGCAGCAAGGGCAGCCGUCUACACCUACAUCUUCAGCUUCUCAUGUCUGGAUCCCUCCUAAUCAAAUUCAACGACUGCAAUAUUCUCAGCCACACUCAUAUACACAACCGCAGCCGUCUAUGCCUACAUCUUCAGCUUCUCAUGUCUGGAUCCCUCCUAAUCAAAGUCAACCACUGCAAUAUUCUCAGCGACACUCGUAUACAGUAAGGCAGCCAUCUACGCCUACAUCUUCAGCUUCUCAUGUCUGGAUCCCUCCUAAUCAAAGUCAACCACUGCAAUAUUCUCACCCACACUCAUAUACACAAGGGCAGCCGUCUACGCCUACAUCUUCAGCUUCUCAUGUCUGGAUCCCUCCUAAUCAAAGUCAACCACUGCAAUAUUCUCAGCCACACUCAUAUACACAAGGGCAGCCGUCUACGCCUACAUCUUCAGCUUCUCAUGUCUGGGUCCCUCCUAAUCAAAGUCAACCACUGCAAUAUUCUCAGCCACACUCAUAUACAGCUGUAAAUGUUCCUAGUGGUGCUCAACAAUCCUCAUCUGAUUGGCAAGAGUAUAAAAUCAAUGAGCAGCCUAGAUAUUAUCGCAACAAGAAAACAUCACAGUCUACUAGGGAGAAGCCUUUGGAAUUAAUGAACCCAAUUGAGAGAGCUGAUGCAUCAACUGUGUGGAGGGAAUUGAUAACUCUGGAUGGUCAAAAGUACUACUUCAAUCUGGUUACAAGAAAUUCUCAAUGGCGCAUUCCUGAGGAGUUAAAGGCAGCUCAUGAACAAGCUGAGAGAGAAGCUUACCUACGGGCGCAAGCGGCAACUGAUGCAUCUACUGCGUGGAGGGAAUUUAUAACUCAGGAUGGUCAAAAGUACUACAGCAAUCUGGUUACAAAAAAUUCUGAAUGGGACAUUCCUGAGGUGUUAAAGGAGGCUCGUGAACAAGCUGCUUUUAGAGAAGCUAACCUAUGGGCGCAAGUGGCAACUGAUGCAUCUACUGAGUGGGCGGAAUUCUGUGCUCCGGAUGGUAAAAAGUACUACUUCAAUAUGCGUACAAACACAUCUCAUUGGAGCAUUCCUAAGGAGAGAGAAGCUAACCAAGGGACACAAGCGGCAAGUAUCAAGGUCUCUUCUCCUGAAGAAUCAUUCUCCAUCUUUUCACCGGUACCGAAUACUCAUCUGCUGCUGUAACUUCGGUUUACUCCCAUCUUUUCAACGGUGUCUGGGUUAGCUUCAAGCCCAGUUCUAGUAACUUCAGGAAGUACCGGGUUUCCUUCUGCGUUUUAGCACUGGCACUACACCAAUGUACAAACUUCAUCUGCUCUAGUUUUCUACUCAUUGAGCUUUGAGC